Molecule: messenger RNA, 1045 nt
Organism: Prunus persica (peach)
Lineage: Eukaryota; Viridiplantae; Streptophyta; Magnoliopsida; Rosales; Rosaceae
Exons: 2
Coding region: 17-1015 (332 amino acids)
Source: RefSeq, a predicted model, not a curated record
GCGCAGAAUCAAAACGAUGGCUCAAAGGAUCAAAACAAAGCCAAAGCCAAACUAUGAUCGGAAAGCAAAGCACCCGGACUAUGUCCAAUUUCGGUGCAAUGCCUAUGCUUUCAACAGCAUCAUUAGAGACAUAAAGGACAAGCUCAAUGAAAGGCAGAAGAAGCUUCUCAAGAAAACCCCUUUCUGGAACUUGAUCGAGCUGUUUUACCGCCAGAGAAUUGACAUGAAUAACAUGAAUAAGUCGGACAUUGACUUAGCACAGCUGCUCAAGACAUUUGAUCCGGAUACAAAGUCCUUCAAAUUUGGAACCAAAUCAUUCCAAAUCACAAGCAAUGCAGUGACUCAGAUUCUAGGACUGCCAAAUGAAGGCAAAUCUGUCAAACUUGUCAAUGAUAGGUACACUGCUACCUUCAGAACAAGGCACUUUGGAGAAAAGGGAAAACCUUCAAAAAACCAGGUAGAAGCAGAAUUACAAAAGACAAUUGCCUUGGCAAACCAACCGAAGAAAGAAAAGGCAAAGACAGAGCAAAAGAAAAAAACGAACAAAGGAAAAGAAAAGAAAGAAGCUGAAGAAGAAGAAGAAGAAGAAGAAGUUGAUUACGACAAGGAAGUGGUCAGCCUAAUAUUGAUUCUGCUGUGCAUGACAUUCCUUUUUGCCAACUCUUCAUCUACUUUGCAUUGGAAAUUAUUUGAGCACUGCGUGAAUCUAGACACACUUUCAAGCUAUUCGUGGGCAAGAGCUGUUUCAGACUACAUGAAUGAAUCCUUGACCGCAAAAGCAAAAGCAAAAGCAAAGAAGGGAGGAGAAGCCUCUAUAGGAGCUGUUUCGGGUUGCACUAUCCUAAUAUUGUUUCUACUGUGUGAGAGGACAAACAUCAUACAACCAAUCCUUGGCAAGGAGAAAGAAACUCCUGCCAUUCUUAAAUGGAGUCUUGUGGAACUCCACACAAGAUUCAACCAAAUAAAGGACUUGAAUGACAUCGAGGUAUGCAAUUUAUCGCAUGUUCUGUUUUAAUGUAUCUUGAAUGUGAAUCCAUGCUAAAUC